Messenger RNA from Esox lucius (northern pike), 960 nucleotides. RefSeq names its product trace amine-associated receptor 13c-like. Gene Ontology annotation, biological process: G protein-coupled receptor signaling pathway. Gene Ontology annotation, molecular function: trace-amine receptor activity. The transcript has a single exon. The coding region runs from base 1 to 960 and encodes 319 amino acids. The record is from RefSeq and is a predicted model, not a curated record. NCBI's taxonomy places the organism in Eukaryota, Metazoa, Chordata, Actinopteri, Esociformes, Esocidae. Gene Ontology annotation, cellular component: membrane.
AUGGAAGAAAAUGAAGAUGCUCAAUAUUGUUUUCAAGAUGGAAACUCUUCUUGUGUUAAAUAUUCUUUGUCAAAAUAUUUUUACAUAACACUGUACAUCUUCUUCUCACUCAUUUCAGCGGUUACAGUAUUUUUGAACCUACUGGUGAUCAUCUCGAUCUCUCACUUCAAGCAGCUCCACACUCCAACCAACCUGCUCAUCCUCUCUCUGGCUGUGUCAGAUCUCCUGGUGGGACUCAUUGUGAUACCAGCAAUGACUGUAGCAAUACUGGAGUCAUGCUGGGUAUUUGGGGAAUAUUUCUGUCCGUUGCUUCUCUACAUCAAUUUUUUAUGUACGUCUUUAUCUCUUGGAAAUUUAGUCUUAAUAUCUAUUGACCGUUAUGUUGCUGUGUGUGAUCCUUUAAUGUACCAUCUGAAAAUAACAGCAAAAAAAAUGGUGUGUUGUAUUUCCAUUUUCUGGUGUUUUUGUAUCGUAUAUGAUGCUGUUGUUAUAAAAAUAACUGUAAAUGUACAGGUACCCAGUAGAUGUUUUGAAGAAUGUUUUUUUGUAAAAGGAAAUAUCUGGAUUGAUAUAUUUGCUCUUUUCAUUUCAUUGAUUGUUCCAUGUUCCAUAAUUAUUACACUUUAUUUGAAGAUAUUUGUGGUGGCCAGAUCACAGGCCAGACAGGUCAAUUCAAAUAAGGCUGUCACUGUACCUGGUGUCAAAACUGCACAGGCGAAUAAGUCAGAGAGAAAAGCAGCUAAAACGCUAAGUAUUGUGGUUUUUAAUUAUUUUAUUUGUUGGAUUCCAAUUUACUUUGUCAAAUAUAUUUAUUUUGCAAGUGGCAAUUCAUUAUCAACUUUCAUAUGCUUUCUGCCACUUAUUAAUUCCUUUAUUAAUCCAAUCAUUUAUGCUUUCUUCUAUCCAUGGUUCAAAGUUACAGCUAAACAUAUUUUAACUAUGAAGUUGAGGCAUUUGUAG